UUUAUAGAACGUCAAUUUGCAUCAAGCAAAAUGGCCACCAUUUCGGGAAGUGAGAUGGAAAACCAGUCAGCUGAACUAUUUCACGUGUUAUGUUCACCCUGUAAACGUAAGGAAAGAAAUAAUGAAGCGGACAAAUAUUGCGCUGAUUGCCAUGAUUAUUACUGCUCGUAUUGUGUAAAAUUUCAUGAGGAUAUUCCAGCCCUGUCUGGACAUAAGAUUCUAGAUAAAGGUCAAAUCAACGAUGGACCAACCGGAAUUUUGCCUGAGACACCAACACAAAGAUGCGAGAAACACGGGUUUAAACCUGUUGACAUGUAUUGUCAAAGUCAUGAUAACGUUGGUUGUUCUACAUGUAUUACAGUAGAUCACAGGUUAUGUAUCGAUGUUUUCUAUGUGCCUGAGUAUGUCUUAGAUCAUGACCCUACACGUCAAUGUGAAGACGUUAAACGGAAGAUGAUAUCUGUUACCGAUGACAUUGAAUUUCAGCUGAAAAUUCUACAACAAGAAUUGAAACGUCUGUUUGAACGGAAAGAAGAAGAAGUUGAAAAAAUAAAGCAGUUCCGGUUUGACAUCAACCAGAAACUUGACAAUCUUGAAAGGAAGAUCAUUGAUAACAUAGAAGAAAAACACAAAGCAUUAAUCAAGAUGUUUGAAGAGCAAGUAACCAUACUGACAACUAUCCAAACAGAUGUUCAGACUUCAGCAGCAAAUAUUAUAUCCGCCGCCUCCAACGUUUCGCAAAAAUUUGUGAGAAUGAAAGCAGCUGAAACAGUUACAGAGUUGGCAGACUGUGUUUUGAAAAAGGAGGCAGUGCAAUUUAAAAGAGUUGAUGUUGUCUUUGAAGGUCAACAAAAGCUGAUGUCAAUGAUAGAUCAUAUGGACAUAUUGGGAGAAAUUGUGGAAAAGCCUUCUAUACAUUGGCUUGGGGAAAGAAAGGAGAUUAGUAUCAAACAUAAUUCAGACAUAUACACCAAUAAUGAUAUAUACAGUAUAUGUAUCCUAAAGGAUGGGUCUGUUAUAAUAGCGGACAGAUACAAUAAAAGUUUAAAGCGUCUUGACCUGACUUCAUCUAAAAUUAUAGAUGUCUGUCAAUUUCUGAGAUCCCCGUGGCAAAUUUGUGAAGAUGACAAUGAGUUAGCUGUAUCUUUCGGUGAGAUAAACAUUAACAUUGUAACUACUGAAGGUCCUCUUAAAGUAGCACGGGAAAUAAAAACUGAUCAUAGCUGUUAUGGCUUAGGGUACAGAAAUGGUAAAAUUUAUGUAACUGAUACAAGCAAGACUAUCUUUGUCUACGACAAGACAGGGAUAAUGAUGUUACAAUUUUUCGAGGAUCAGCCAGGUGAUAACUUGUUUGCCAGUAUCUUCAGUCUUACUGUCAGUCAUGAUGGUGAGAGGUUUUAUAUUGCUGACUCUAGAAAUGGUCUAGUAGUUCUUAGUAAGAAUGGUAAAUUACAUGGAAGAUAUAACCCCACCAAUCUCAGAUACGCGAAGGAGAUUUGUGAAACAGACCGUGGAGAUAUACUUGUUUGCGGUGAAUCAUCUAACAAUAUUGUACAAUUUUCUCCAAAUGGUGAGGUGAUGGGAGAAAUACUUACAUCAGAUGGUCAAAGAGGAGGUUGUGUGGCGGUUUGCUAUGAUCGCAAUCACAUGAGACUGAUAGUUGGACGGCGAGUUCGGGAUUAUAUAGAGGUUUACGAUAUAAAUUGAACAAAUAUAUAUACUACAAAUUGGACAACAAAAAAUUAUAUCUAUAUUUACAUGACUGUAAAUCAGUACCUGAUUAAUUGAUCAAGUAAACCUCAUAAAUAAAUAACAAAGUAAUGACAAUUUAAGCACAAUUCAAUAGUCUGAUCUCGACUGUCAAAGUUAAUAAAGGUCAUUGUCAUAUUUGAAUAAUUCAUCAUGUCGAUUGUGUCAUAAAACAAUUAUGUGUUAUUUUGUUCAAGUUUAAAUAAAAUUCAUAAAUAUAUUUGAAAGUUAUGGGCAAUUGUAAGGAAAUUAACUCAUUUGACCGUUAGUGUCAAUGAAAAAUCAAGGUCAAUAUUAAGUGCAAUUAUACAUCUUCUUUACUGUCUUGACUUAAAGAAAGUCGACAAAAAAUGAGCUAAAAAAGACGUACAUAGGCUCCUUACGGCUAUAUAUCCCUAUUUUAUGUUUAAUUAAAAUAUUACUUUUUGAGUUUUCACAAUAUAUUGCUAUAUUUGCCAUAUGUAAGUAUGUAUGUUGUCAUGACAAACAGAAUUUUCAACAUAGCAAAAAAAUCGUCCAUUAUCUUCACACGAGCAUUUUUCUAUUUUUCAAGUUUAUUAAAAAUAUUUUUUCACAUGACAUGAAGUUUUAGUUUAAACAUCUUCAUUGUUGUCGAAAUAAAUCUUAUAACAAGAGCCACCGCCAGACGGUAGCAACGCUCGACUAUUUUAGUUUUUCUAAAAGCAAACACAUAAAAGGUUCAAAUAAAUCUUUAAAAUAUAAUUAUAUGAAAAAAAAGUUUUAAAAAAUAAAGUAUGUCACAAGGAUCAAUGUUACAUCUGAAACUGUUCACAUGGUACAAAUUAUUUCAUAGCUGUACAUCAAAGGACAAGAAGGAAGAUCACUAGGAAAGAAACUAGCUCAGCUGAUAUCAAAGUUAAUUUUACAUCUUUUACAUCUAAAACAUAUAAUAACUUAUUUGAUAAAUAUAGUUUUAUGUCACUUAUAUUCAGAUAACUUGUCUAACUUUUCGAAUAAUAGAAAAGUGUUGUAUUUAAGUGAACUAUAUAUCAUUCACUUACCAGAGAGAAGUUUCUAGAGUUUCGUUUCGUCUAGGACACGCACUCUAAAAGCUUUACAGUUAUUCACAAGUAUGCUAUAUAAAUUCUUUUCAUAUAUUUAGAUGUCACGAAUAUUUGAAUUGUUACAUCAUGUACAUUGUAUGUAAUUACUGUUAUUAUUUGUUCAGCUCUUCAAAUAUUGGAGGAAAUAAAAGUAUCUGUCAAUCUA
Molecule: messenger RNA, 2979 nt
Organism: Ruditapes philippinarum (Manila clam)
Lineage: Eukaryota; Metazoa; Mollusca; Bivalvia; Venerida; Veneridae
Exons: 2
Coding region: 31-1707 (558 amino acids)
Biological process (GO): positive regulation of DNA-templated transcription
Cellular component (GO): nucleoplasm; chromatin
Molecular function (GO): ubiquitin-protein transferase activity; zinc ion binding
Source: RefSeq, a predicted model, not a curated record